Molecule: messenger RNA, 3669 nt
Organism: Haemonchus placei
Lineage: Eukaryota; Metazoa; Nematoda; Chromadorea; Rhabditida; Trichostrongylidae
Source: the annotation of a GenBank genome assembly
GAUUGUAUUGCGUCCGUCAUCGCUCAGUCUUUGCCAGGGAUGCCAGGGAAAAAAGGGAUCAUUCCAUAUGAAGCAGUUUUUGACACGCAAGCGCAAGCACGUAAAAGAGGAUACUGGAUUCCUGGCGUCCCUGUCAAUGCCAAGAUUGUUAAAGUGGAGAGGAACACGGAUAGGCGGAUACAUCUUAUCAACACGUUACUGUACACCAUUCAGCUGGAACAUGGACAAUUCAAGUGGAGUGUUGUACGAAACUACAAGGACUUCACUGCUUUGAACAGCAGGUUAAAGGCGCACAGAGCUGCACAACAAUUCCUGGCUCCUGUUCGGAGAGCUCAAGAGCGUGUUGAUGCGAUGUUGGAAUCAGUCGGUAUUGAUGUCAUUCCUGAUCACAAAGAGGACUGUCCGUACUAUCGUUCCAGUCAUCGCCGCAGACGACAUGACUCGAAGUUGCCUGUGCUGAAGCGUGACGCCGAUCCAUUCGAAGACACGAGAACUGCAUCUGUUACAUCGCCCGGGAGCACUUCGCCUGAGUUGGAAGAAGCUCGAUUAAAGAUAGCUCAAGCUGUUCAGUCGGGCAUUAUGCAAGAGGAAGGAGAUGCUCCCGAAGAGAGGGGAACCAAGAAGAGGAGGACAAGAAAAAAACAUACCCUGCCCCAUUUUCCUAUCAUUCCUGAUUCCAUGGUAUCAAAUUUGGAAACCAGGAAGGAUCAACUGGAGAAUUGGCUUCAAAUGCUGCUACACAUUCCAAUUAACAGGAAUCACCACGAAACUGCAGAGUUUCUGGAGGUUUCUCGUUUUUCCUUCGUCAACGAGUUGGGCGGAAAGCACACUGAAGGUUUUGUGAAGAAGCGCCCUGGUGGUGCUCGAGUGUUUCUUGGUUGGAAGCAGUGCUGUGUACGAUAUUUUCUUCCUUGGAGCAAGAGGUGGCUAAUGGUUCGAGACUCUUUCGUGGCUUACAUGGAUCACAGAACCGAACGGAUCCGGUUGGUGCUACUGAUGGACAAAGAUUUCAAAGUAGCUGCAGGCGGAAAGGAAGCUGAUGGCAUACCGACGGGUCUUAUAAUUUUCAAUACCCAACAUGAGUUACAUCUCAAGUGCCGGCGCAUCGAAGACACAGCUCGAUGGAAAGCAAUCAUUGAAGAGGCUAUGAACGGUAUAGGAAACAUUUGGAUUCAGCCACAUCGAUUCAGCUCUUCUUUUCCAAUCCGAGAGAAGUCAUACGGAAAGUGGUUUGUUGAUGCUCGCUCGUACAUGUCGCACGCUGCCGAUAUGAUGGAGUUAGCUAGGGAGGAGAUCUUCAUCGCAGGAUGGUGGUUAAGUCCAGAAAUCUACAUGAAGAGACCAGCAUUGGAGGGGAACUAUUGGAGGCUCGAUGAAAUUCUCAAAAGGAAAGCGAAUCAGGGCGUACACAUUUUCAUUCUCAUGUACAAAGAAAUGGAAAUGGCUCUAGGUCUGAACAGUAUGUAUAGCAAGCGCACGUUCCAGGCUCUCCACCCAAACAUCAAGGUCAUGCGUCACCCUGAUCACUAUCCAUCAACGGGCACAUUUUUCUGGGCACAUCACGAAAAACUAGUUAUUAUUGACCAACUUAUCGCAUUUGUUGGCGGAGUUGAUCUAUGUUUUGGUCGUUGGGACGACCACCACCAUCUUUUGACUGAUCUUGGAUCAGUGCAGUUCGGUCAGCAGCACCUUAUUACGCAGGAUAUCAACAUGGCUUCCGGGUUGAGGGCGUUAGUUAGCGCUCCACUUACUCUAUCUCCACUCGGCUUGGAGGAGAAUGAAGAAGUUGAUUCCAGUAAAGGUGCCGAAGCUCCGGAUAAGAAUGAAGGUAAGCGUAGUUCAGAGGAUCUCCCAAAUCGCUGCUUCAUCGCACAUCCUCCAUUGCUUUUUUCUUUGCAGAGGGUCACUGAAAUUUUGUCUGAAUUGAUAACGACCACAAAGAACAAAAUUUCGCCAACCCUCCAGCGGAAACGAGAUGAAAAAAUCUUGAUUCGCAGUAUCGAAGAUUUCAACAGAGAAUGUCAAUACAUGGCAGGUCCACCACCUUCCGUACUCGAUAAAGCCACGAAAAUGGGAUUGGAUUUUUCAACAGCUGUGGAAAAGUACAAGGAAUAUGUCGAAAGUGGUGCAGUGCAAAAGGAAAAACAUCGCUCUCAGACUCCACCGUUGAAAAGACGUGAAAGUCGGUUUUCCAGAGUGGUUGACAACUGGAAGAGCAAUAGAGCCAGAAAAAAGUGGAAGCAGGUGCUAGACUCCGAUGAGGUGACAGCUGGUUAUGAGCUAGAUUUUCUACGUCUGAAACAGAUGGAUUCUGAAGAUAAAGACUCUAUAGAUGGUGGUGUGAAGUUGUGGAUAGGAAAGGAUUACGUGAAUUACAUUCACAAGGACUUUGUCGAAGUCGAUCUGCCUUUCCAUGAUUUCAUCGAUCGCGGUGCUACACCUCGAAUGCCAUGGCACGACAUCCAUUCUGUAACCUUCGGAGUACCUGCAAGAGAUGUCGCCAGGCAUUUUAUUCAGCGAUGGAAUGCGACCAAGACGGAAAAGCUCAAGGAUGAUGAAAGUCUCCCUUAUCUCCUCCCAAAAAGUUACGAAAAUCUGAAAGUGCCUCGUGUGUUCAAGAAUCCAGCUUUUAGCUAUAACGUUGACAUUCAAGUUUUACGCUCACUCUCGAACUGGUCAGGAUUGAUAAAUCAAACAGAAGAUUCGAUACAGAUGGCUUACCUUUCGCUCAUUGCUAACUCAAAGCAUUUCAUUUACAUCGAAAAUCAGUUCUUUGUCUCUAUGAUCGAUUCGAACGAUGUGCUUAACGAGAUUUGUAAAGUGAUCUGCAAUCGUGUGAUCCGAGCAUAUAAAGAAAAGGAACCAUACCGAGUGUACAUAAUGAUCCCACUGAUGCCUGGAUUCGAAGGUAAUGUGGGAGCACCAGGAGGAUCUUCUCUACAAGCCGUCCUACACUGGACUUACCAAUCCCUUAGCCGUGGCCCGAAUUCGCUAUUCGAACGACUAAAAGUGGUUGUACCCAAUCCACGCGAUUACAUCUCUGUGUGCUCUUUGCGAUCGAAUGACGUCCUUUGUGGGAAAUUGGUGACUGAGUUGAUAUAUGUACAUUGCAAGUUGUUAAUAGUCGACGACGAGCAUGUUAUAAUUGGAUCUGCCAAUAUAAACGAUAGAUCGCAGGUCGGAAAUCGAGAUUCUGAAGUGUGCCUUUUAUUUUCCGACACUGAAAAGGAGCCGUCAAUCAUGAACGGGCGACCGUACGCAGCUGGGAAGUUUGCAAAAUCUCUACGAGUGCGAUGCAUGCAGGAGCACCUGGGUCUACUUCCGGAUGCACGACGUCCCUCACAUUUCAAGUACGAUGUCUCCUUGGACGAUCCUGUAGCAGAAUCGUUCUUUGUUGACGUGUGGCAAAAUACCGCAAGGUCCAAUAUGUUAAUUUAUGAAGAAGUAUUCCGAACAUAUCCAACCGACAAUGUGGAGACUUUCGAAGAAUUCGAAAAGUGGACAGGGCAAAUGCCUUUGGCAGAGUACUCACCUCAGCAAGCUAAGGAAAAGCUCAGAGAUUUGAAUGGUGUACUGGUGGAGUUCCCGUUGAAUUUCUUAUGCAAAGCAAAUCUGACGCCGGGGAUCACCUCAAAGGAAGGCCUUGUUCCAAGUGCUGUGUUCACGUGA